Messenger RNA from Emericellopsis cladophorae, 690 nucleotides. RefSeq lists its product as uncharacterized. The transcript is spliced from 2 exons. Lineage: Eukaryota; Fungi; Ascomycota; Sordariomycetes; Hypocreales; Bionectriaceae. Bases 1 to 690 code for a protein of 229 amino acids. The record is from RefSeq and is a predicted model, not a curated record.
AUGCCACGAGAAGAAGGUAUAAACGGCCGCAAGGAGGUCAAUGCAAAGCCCUUGCUGGUUCCCAUCAUCAUCUCGCGCCGUCUGGCUAACCUUGGACAGCUCAAGUGCAGCGGUGAGAAGGAGGGCUGUGAGCGAUGCGUCGCGAACCAACUUGCCUCAGAGACCACCAGCCCUGCCAAUAGCCAGACCCCGUCCGGCUCUGGUUCGACAUCCACCAAAAGAGGCUCGGGAAGCCGCAGCCGUCAUCUCUCUCCGCAGCAGCAAACAGGGUACGGAGGCCAAGGUCAGGGCGCCAUCUACGGCACGCCUUCUUCUUCGCGAGGGCAGGAGCCGAGCAUGCUGGAUCAGCUCGAUGACUCAUUCUGGACCGGUGAACCCUUUGAUAUGAACAAUCUCGACGAUGACGUUGUUGCGCCAACAACGUCAGGGGCAUCUCACCUCGGUUACCCGAGCAGCGCCGUGGAUGUCUCCAUGUCUGCCCAUCACCAACAGUACCAUGCGCAAUAUCAUCAACAGACGCCUUUCAGUGACCCUGAAGCACAGCCGACCUUGGCAUACCACACAUCAGGUCUCGGCGUGGCAGGCGAAGAGCUCGACGAGGAGAUUUACUACUCCCGGAAGCACCAGUCCUACUACCCGCAAGGGUACCACGGACACCAAUAUUGGGGCGGUGGUGGCGGAGCAGUGUGA